AUGUGGCUGAUCGACACACAGAAAACGACAUUGCAUCGCGUCGCGGAUCAUCGACAGAAUGGCACACGCUCCUACGCCAUUCUCUCCCACACCUGGGGCAACCAAGAGGUCGAGUUCCACCACAUGUCGAAUCUGAACAGUGCAAAGACAAGAUCAGGAUGGAACAAAAUCAGGAUGACCUGCAAGCUUGCUCGCUCCAAGUUCAAGUACGCAUGGGUUGACACUUGCUGUAUUGACAAAAGUAGUAGCGCCGAGUUGACAGAGGCCAUCAACUCCAUGUACUCCUGGUAUCAAUCGGCCGAAAUAUGUUACGUCUACCUAGCAGACCUAAGUCCAAUACCUGAAGGGCUUAGGGGCACAUAUCGCUACGAUUAUCUCAGAGACAAAUUACCCAAGUGCCGCUGGUUUUCUCGGGGCUGGACUCUCCAAGAACUGAUAGCCUCAAAGCAAAUCGAGUUCUACGACAAGAAAUGGAACCUCGUAGGCGAGAAAAGCGACCUCAUAACCAUCAUCCAGGAGAUCACACGAGUUGACGUGAGCAUUUUACAAGACAAUUCAGACCUACAAACGCUCCCGGUAGCACGUCGCAUGUCCUGGGCCGCCGGUCGUAAAACCACAAGAGUUGAAGACAUUGCUUAUUGCCUCCUUGGUAUAUUUGACAUCAAUAUGCCAUUGCUAUAUGGCGAGGGAUCAAAAGCAUUUCAAAGACUUCAAGAACACAUCGCCAAUGAGACCAACGACUUGAGCCUUUUUGCGUGGCAAAAAAAGGUCGACUACCAAGCGGCUGCGGCUCCAGGGCUCAGUGGUGUGUUCGCAGAGUCUCCAGCAGACUUCACAUACUGUUCUACCCUCAUGAGACACCGAGAUCGAUUCCAGUUCAGAAAUGACUUUACCCUCACCAAUAACGGUCUUCAAGUC
Messenger RNA from Colletotrichum acutatum, 918 nucleotides. RefSeq names its product heterokaryon incompatibility protein-domain-containing protein. The record is from RefSeq and is a predicted model, not a curated record. The annotation marks the transcript as partial. Lineage: Eukaryota; Fungi; Ascomycota; Sordariomycetes; Glomerellales; Glomerellaceae. The transcript has a single exon.